Bactrocera dorsalis (oriental fruit fly) is the source of this 1498-nucleotide messenger RNA. RefSeq names its product saccharopine dehydrogenase-like oxidoreductase. The record is from RefSeq and is a predicted model, not a curated record. Bases 108 to 1379 code for a protein of 423 amino acids. Gene Ontology annotation, cellular component: lipid droplet; mitochondrion; plasma membrane. Gene Ontology annotation, biological process: glycolipid biosynthetic process. NCBI's taxonomy places the organism in Eukaryota, Metazoa, Arthropoda, Insecta, Diptera, Tephritidae. The transcript is spliced from 7 exons.
GACAAUACAAAGUUUAGUCGCUUGACAGCUUUCGAGGCAUCAGCAAAACUCGCAAGAUAACUUAAAACUUUUGUUUAGCUAGAAAGCGAGACGCAGUCAGUGUGAAAAUGUCUGUGAAAUUAGACGCAAUUAUUUUCGGCGCAACCGGCUUUACCGGCCAAAUUGCGGUAGAAAAGGCACCAGAGGUGCUACAGGGUCUCACUUGGGGUGUGGCGGGUCGUAAUAAGAGCAAGCUGGAGAAUGUGCUGAGCACUGUGGGUCAGAAAAUUGGCAAAGAUCUCAGCGUCGUGCCGAUCAUAUUGGCCGAUGUGGGCGAUCGCUCAUCGAUCGAGGCGAUGGCAGCAAAAUGCAAGGUCGUCAUCAAUUGUUGUGGCCCAUAUCGUUUCUAUGGCGAAGUGGUUGUGAAGGCCUGCAUUGAAGCCGGCACUCAUCAUGUGGAUAUUAGCGGAGAGCCACAAUAUAUCGAGGGCAUGCGUUUGAAAUAUCAUUACUUGGCGCAAAAGCAGCACACUUACGUAAUAUCUACUUGCGGCUUUGAUAGUAUACCUGCUGAAAUGGGUGUAGUGCAUGCAGAAAAAAAUUUCCCAGGUACUGUGAACACAUGCGAAAUGUUUUGGGAGAACAUACUCGAUUAUCGCGACAAAAACUCUAAGGCUGUGCUACAUGCCGGCACUUGGGAGAGCGCCAUACAUGCAAUGGCCAAUUACGGUGAAUUGAAAGCAUUUCAGCGUGCACUGGAGACAGAGAAGUUGCCAGAUUUACGGCCAAAACUCAAGUUCUGGCCAUUAGCGCGCAAAGUUGAAUUUCUCAAUCGUUAUUUUUUUCCCAUACACUCCGGUGAUCGUGAUAUCGUGAUGGAUACUCAGCGCCUGCGCUAUAUGAAUGAAAAUAAGCGGCCAAUACAGUUCGAAAAUUAUAUUGGCUUUCGCUCCCUAUGGACGACCAUUUUGACACAAAUUGUUAUAAUAUUCACCGUUAUAAUGGCGCAAAUUCCCGGUUUACGUCAAAUACUAAUAAAAAAUCCGAAAUUCUUCACCAGAGGUCUUAUGUCACACGAGGGCCCCGUCGAGGCAAAUCGUGCUGCACAACGUUUUCAAAUGACAUUCCGCACUAGAGGCUGGACCGUAGGUCAACCAUUGACUGAGCAGCCAAAACAAGUGCUUUUAACGCGACUCUCAAGUCUCGAUCCGUUUUAUGGCAUGACAUGUUUGUCGGUCUUGGCUACAGCCAAAAUUAUACUCAAGGAGCACGAUAAAAUGCCAAACGAUGGUGGUGUUCUUCCGCCCGGUUACGCCUUUGCCAACACAAGUCUCAUCGAAGAGUUGGGUCGCCUGAAGAAUGGCUUGAAAUUCGAAGUAUUAAAGUUGGAACAACAAUGAUUUUAUAAAGCGGCUAUUUGCACUUAACUUGGGUUUUGGAAGUUAUAUAUUUUUAUGUAAUAUUUUUAAAUCUGUUUGAAGCAUACUUUUUGCAAUAAAAUGUUUUAAUAAAAAUUCUA